CCACACAUCGCCCCUUCGUCUUUAUUUGACGACGUGGAGCUCUCAUAUAUGCCUCUCGGCCACUACUCCCAGUCAUCUUUAUUUGAUGACGUGGAGCUCACAUCGGCCCAUCGGCCUCAUAUUCCGGUCAUCUUUAUUUGAUGAACCAGACAUCAUAUUAUGGACGGUCGCUCGACCCAUCCCUUAGUCAUCUUUAUUUGAUGACUAGGACUACUGAUCAUGACGAGCUACCCACAUCUAUGGAUCGGCCUCGGCCAUCCCCUCGGCAGACGGACACCGCUGCAGCUCCACCUCUAGGCCGAAGGGCUCGCACCUUUUGCUUCGUUCUGGGGGCAUCCGAUGUACUCUUUUUCCCUCAUUAGGAUUUUUUCCCACAGGGUUUUUCCUAAUGAGGUUUUUAACGAGGCAUCGCCCCAUUGUGGAUCAAAAGGUGUCAACCCUCGGCCCCCUGUUGCAGACAUCAUCAGACAUGCAUUACUCUACUCCUCUUCACCUCGUUACACUCGCCUCAAGGAGUGGGGGACUGGGAGAGCGGGGGACUUAGCGCCUUCGCUACCAAAGAAGCAGAAAUUCAAAAUUUUUGCAAGGAUUGCCACUCGCACCGACGACAUCAUCAUAUCACAUACAUAUUCAGCUGCCACAUCGGCCAGUACAUAUACAUAGCUCCCCGGCCUCAGGACCGGUGGUGAUGGUCUCUGGCCUGCGACCUUCGGCUGAGGAUUUUCCCACAGGGUUGCCUCAGCCAGGGCUCACCAGUGGGAUCGGAUCAUCGACUUGGGAAUCCGGGCGAGGCGCUUCGACGAUGAGAGCAGUUUACUCACCGGACGACGACAGAUCAGCACACAGUUCUACUCUCUUUCGCCUCAAGUACUCUCGACUCAGAGAGUGGGGGACUCCUGAUAGAGUAUAUAGACUCGGACCCCCGGGUCUCACGACUAUUGGGCCCGGACAGCGGCCCACAUACGCUCAGUAGAUAGCAUUUAUCUCAUUGUACACUCUAUUUUAUUCAUGUAUAUCCAUUAGAAUAGAUUAGAUACCAUUUAUUAGCCAUUUAUUGGCCUUUUAUUGUAACUGGGCCAGCCAGGCCCAAGCCUGGAAGCCCAACCCUCUUUUCUCCUAUAAAUACUCCCUAUGGGAGCCAUGUAAAGGGAGAAGAUGGGAUGGUUGAUUGGAAUUCAUUAUACAUAUCACUUUAUCUCUCUAGCUCUCAC
Cuscuta epithymum is the source of this 1211-nucleotide messenger RNA. NCBI's taxonomy places the organism in Eukaryota, Viridiplantae, Streptophyta, Magnoliopsida, Solanales, Convolvulaceae. The record is from the annotation of a GenBank genome assembly.